GCGCAAACAUGGCGUCCUCCACCUCCGCUCGGACACCGGCGGGGAAGCGAGUGGUGAAUCAGGAAGAACUGAGGCGGUUGAUGAAGGAGAAGCAGCGCCUGAGCACCAACCGGAAGAGGAUAGAAUCCCCGUUCGCCAAAUACAACCGUCUGGGGCAGUUGAGCUGCGCGCUAUGUAACACCCCGGUCAAGAGCGAGCUCCUGUGGCAGACCCAUGUUCUGGGAAAGCAGCACCGGGAGAGAGUAGCGGAGCUGAAAGGCGCCAAGGGAGCAACCCAGGGCCCUUCGGCCGGCACUGCGCCUCAGCCCACCAAGAGGAGAGCGACGGAUGAGGAGAGCCAAGACGCCAAGAAAGCCAAGGCCUCCGUGGGGCCUCAGGUACAGCCCUCCACCUCAGCCUCGUCCGCCAACUUUGAGAAGUCGGGAAAAGAGGCCUCUAGGGCGGCCCCCAGUAAACCUGGACUCGGUUUACUCCCUGAUUAUGGAGAUGAGGAGGAGGAGGAGGAAGAAGAACAGGGAGGUGGGGAAGAAAGAAGAGACAGCAGCAAGCAUCUUCCCGAUGCACAGGGCAGAGAACACUCGCUUGCCUCUCCGAGGGAGACAACAAGCAAUGUGCUGCUAAACGACCCCUUUAAUACAAAUCCUCCCAAGGCCCCCUUAGUUCCUCAUUCAGGGUCAAUUGAGAAAGCAGAAAUACACGAAAAAGUGGUGGAAAGGAGAGAGAACACCGCCGAAGCAUUACCAGAAGGAUUCUUCGACGACCCUGAGGUAGAUGCAAAGGUCCGGAAGGUUGAUGCCCCAAAGGAUCAGAUGGACAAAGAGUGGGAUGAGUUUCAAAAGGCUAUAAGGCAAGUCAAUACUAUCUCUGAGGCGAUCGUGGCUGAAGAGGAUGAGGAGGGACGGUUGGACCGGCAGAUUGGAGAGAUUGACGAGCAGAUAGAAUGUUACCGUCGAGUGGAAAAGCUGCGGAAUCGCCAGGAUGAAAUAAAAAACAAACUUAAAGAGGUUUUGACCAUAAAAGAACUUCAGAAAAAGGAAGAGGAGAAUGUGGACAGUGAUGACGAGGGAGAAUUACAGGAUUUGCUGUCUCAGGACUGGAGGGUAAAGGGGGCUUUGCUGUAAGGUUUUGAAGACCCGAGAUUUCCAUCAGUCUCCGAUGUCCCUUAAAAAGUGCUGUGUCCAAGUUCUUGGGUUCCUCUGUCCUUGGAUACACUUGAUUGUUGGGAUAAAGUAAUCGAGUGAACAGUAAUACUUUGGGGAUGGUACUGCGUGCGGUGCUAUUUAUUAUAAAAUGUUUGAGGUAAAACUGUUUUUGACAUUUUUGAAAUUAUAACCACAAAUUGCCAAGUUUUUCAACUUUACAGGCUCAAUGUGGUUUUUCAGUUGUAAAAUCUAAAUUGUAAAUAUUGCACAUAGCUAAGUAUAUAUUUAUACAAGUCACUCUUUUGAACCUUACAGAAGUCAGAUUAAAAAAGACAUUUAUAUGA
This is a messenger RNA of Grammomys surdaster, 1486 nucleotides long. RefSeq names its product zinc finger protein 830 (gene Znf830). NCBI's taxonomy places the organism in Eukaryota, Metazoa, Chordata, Mammalia, Rodentia, Muridae. Gene Ontology annotation, molecular function: zinc ion binding; nucleic acid binding. The coding region runs from base 9 to 1121 and encodes 370 amino acids. Gene Ontology annotation, biological process: mitotic DNA replication checkpoint signaling; mitotic DNA damage checkpoint signaling; nuclear DNA replication. Gene Ontology annotation, cellular component: spliceosomal complex; nucleus. The transcript has a single exon. The record is from RefSeq and is a predicted model, not a curated record.